AUGCGCGGACCCGGGCGCCCCCUCCUCCUGGGGCUGUUGCUGGUGCUGGGGGCGGCGGGGCCCGGCCAGGCGCGCGCGGAGCCCCGGGAGCCCGCAGACGGGCAGACCUUGCUGCGGCUGCUUGUGGAGAUCGUCCAGGAGCUCAAGAAACACCAGUCCGGGGAGUACGCGAGGCCGCAGCCCCACGGCGGGCAGGACUGCGCUCCCGCUCACAGCCAGGUCCUGGACUUCGGGCCUUCGCAGGACGAGCAGAGAGUGGAAAUUGUUCCUCGAGAUCUGAGGAUGAAGGACAAGUUUUUAAAACACCUUACAGGCCCUCUUUAUUUUAGUCCAAAGUGCAGCAAACAUUUCCACAGACUUUAUCACAACACCAGAGACUGUACCAUUCCUGCAUACUAUAAAAGAUGUGCCCGACUCCUCACUCGGCUGGCGGUCAGCCCAGCAUGCGUGGAGGGAAAGACAGCUGUCCAGGAACCCUCCUCACAAAGGGAAGUUCCAUUUUCUGAGUGGCCGCACUGGUUUGCCUCCUGUAAGGUGGAUCAGAGGGUGGGUGCUCUCACUGGGCAGCUGGGCAACAGUGAGGGGUUGGGCGCCAAGGGCAGCAGGGAGGCAGGUGCUGAGCAGGCAGAGCUGUGA
This is a messenger RNA of Otolemur garnettii (small-eared galago), 636 nucleotides long. It is a transcript of the gene ALKAL2, whose product is annotated as ALK and LTK ligand 2. The coding region runs from base 1 to 636 and encodes 211 amino acids. The transcript is spliced from 5 exons. The record is from RefSeq and is a predicted model, not a curated record. Lineage: Eukaryota; Metazoa; Chordata; Mammalia; Primates; Galagidae. Gene Ontology annotation, molecular function: receptor tyrosine kinase binding; receptor signaling protein tyrosine kinase activator activity. Gene Ontology annotation, biological process: positive regulation of ERK5 cascade; positive regulation of ERK1 and ERK2 cascade.